AUGGCCGCCAUUUCAAGUGCGGGGAAAUUUGUAUCACAUUAUAUUUGUAAUAAAACUUGAUAUAUGGAACUGUAGGUGUACUCCAAAGAUGUGUUACCACCAGCACUUAGAUAGUUGUGUUUCUUUAGUACAGAAACAAAUUAUCGGAUUUCUAUCAAUGAAGAAAAUGGUAUUUUAAACCUGAGGCUUUGUGUUGUCUGUGAUCUUUGGAUAUCAGUUUGCAAAAUGAGCAAAGAGGCACAAAAUGUCCCAAUAGUUACCCUUGCUGGUGUUGCUAAUAUUGGUGAUUUUUUGUCAGAGCUGCCUUUGCCAAAGAAGACAAAGAAAGAAGCUAUCAGUUUAUUUCCCAACAACAAAACCAGUUCAGAUGCUUGGAAAAUUAUCUCAAAGCAUGACAUGACACUGGCUACGCAGCUGGCUAAUGCCCUUAAUCAAGUUAACACAGAUCACUUAAAACUAAAAGAUAGUGUUGCAGAUAAUGCAAAGGAUGUUGCAAGAAAUACUGAUCCAAAAUUGAUGAAAUUGUUGUCCCAGCAUAUUUCUUAUCUGUUUAAGUCUAGAGGUCAGCCUCACCAGCAGUCUGAUUUUUCUAUAAAUUCUAUGAUGGGAAAUACUGGAAGAACUUCAAUGAUGAAUGGCCAAGCUGGGUUACACGAACAACAAGUAGCCUCAUCACAACAAGGUCAGAGUUACUACUCCCAGAUGAAUACCCCUAUACAUGAUCUUUCACCAUUAAAAACAAGAAGUAUGAGGACAAAUUCAGCAACACCAUCUAAUCCAAGAAACCAGAAUUAUGAAUCAAUGCAAGAUGCUCACUCUAGUGUAAGCAGACAUAAACAUGCAAAACCAAAUCAAGAGUUUUCUCCACUAAAGACAAGAGGGAUGAGAACAGACUUGCACAAUAGCAGUAGACAACUGCAUGGGGCUACACCUGGUUGGCCUGCAAUGGCCAAUGAAUACGACAAUUCAAAUCAAUCAAACAUUCCAAGAAAUUUAAACAGUUUACAAGCAUUUAAUGAUAGUUUCACAGAUUCAAAUAAACAGGCAGAAUUAGCAAGAAAUGGAUACAUCACUUCCAGUCGAGAUAAACUUGAAUCACCACGAGCUGAAUUUUCAAAUCUUAGCAGCAAUGUUUCUGAUGAAAGACAUUCUCAUGCUUCUAAGAAACACAAAAAAUCGAAGAAACAUAAAUUAAACGAGGGUGAUGAUGAAUAUAUGGAUGGUGGUAUUCAAGUUCAGCCGAAUGCUCUUGCAACUGAGAAUGUUUCGGUAGUUGAUUCAAGCGAGAAUUUCUUUAGAAGAAAUGAGAAACAAUUAAUACCAAAAAUAAUUUUAUCAAGAAACGCAGCAGAUUCGAAUAAAUUCAUCGUGAAGGAGAAUGCAACAAAUUCAGAGAACAGUCUAAAAAGAAGAAGGUUGACCUCGGAGGAUAGUGGUCAGAAUUUACCAGAUAACAAACGAUCGAAAAAUGAGAUUGGAGUUAAUGAUGAACUCCCAGUCCUAAUCCCGUCAAUUCCUAUUAAGCUUGAUAGGCGGUUAUCAGCUCGUUCAGUGGAUGUCUAUGAUUAUCGACAAUCAACUUCAUUCAAAAGAUUCGCUGAAAACAUGGAAAAUAUGUUUGACUUUGACGAUGAAUGUGAUAUUAGCAGCUCAAUUGAUAAUGAAUCGCAAGAAGUCGAUGCAGAAUUCCUUCUUACCAGAACCGCACUUUUAGAUAUGUGCACCGAAACUGCCAAACUAAAGUCAAUGAACGUUCUUUCAAAGGUUGACGAGAAUGAUUUAUCAAGAUUGAUUAUAAUAAUGAAAAGGCAUAUUAAAGACGGUAUUAAACUACAGUUAGCAUCUGGUCAGGAUGACGACGAGGAACAAAAGAUGUGGAAGGGUUUUUAUAUGGAGCGUAUUUUACGUUCAUUUGAUGCGGCGUUAUUGGUUCUACACAUCAUGACCGCCCCAGGAAUGCCUAAGAAAGUCUACAUAGAAGAAAUUAUCGAAAUGAUUGUAUCUUUAAUCAGAUACAAUCUACAACAUAAUAUAUUUCCCGAAUAUGAUCCAUUAUAUAAGGUUGAGCCUGACUCUAAAGACUCUGGAUUGAUUUCAACCAAAGCAAAACGAGCAAGAUCUGCAAAUAAAGGAAAAAUAUUUGUCGAACUGUAUAAUAAGAUCUGUACUGCUGUGUCGCUUUUGGGAGAUUUAAUGGACAUUGAGAGACUGACGGAUACUAUUGUGUUACAGGUGUCCAGUGUUGGAACGACACCAUUCUUUGUGGAAAACGUCAGCGAAUUGCAGCACAGUGCUCUUAAACUUGUUAGAACGACAUUUCAAAAAUAUCUAAAGCACAGAGAGCUCAUUUUAGAAGAUAUUUUCGCCUCACUGGCAAGAUUACCAUCAAGUAAAAGAAACUUACGAAGCUAUCGUAUUCAAGGAGAUGACUAUAUUCAGAUGGUGACAGCGUUAGUUCUGCAAUUGAUUCAAUGUUCAGUAAAAAUCAAAGAAAAGCCAUCAGUAAUCGAGGAAGAGGAGGCUUCACCUGAAGUACUCAAAAUGGACAGAGAACUUGAGAUUAUUGGGUCGUAUGAAAACGCUUUACGCACAGCUCAGAAUUUCUUGUCUAUGUUUUUAAACAAAUGUAACACCGUUGGUAAAGACGAGGAAGACUACCGCCCCUUGUUUGAAAAUUUCUUGCAAGAUUUGUUAGUUACUCUGAACAAGAAUGACUGGCCUGCCUCCGAAGUGUUGCUGACAUUGCUGGGUAGACUUCUUGUGGUGACAUUUGGCAAUCGUUCUAAUGAUAUGGGCUUGCGUGUCGCGUCUUUGGACUAUCUUGGUGUUGUGGCUGCACAUCUUCGUCGAAAUUCGAUGUUAAAUAAAGAACAAGAACAAGAAGAUCUCUUGGCAAUCAUAUCUGAGAUUACAGGCGACGAAGUUGCAGAACACGACGAAAUCGUUGAAUUGGAGGAAGCUGGUUUCAAAAUUGAGCAGAAGCUACAGAAAUAUUUGUUAAAAUAUUUCCACGUGAAAGGGAAAAAUGACCCUACAUUAUUGCUUGCCAAGCAGUUUUACUUAUGUCAGUGGAUACGCGAUAAUCAAACAGAAUUGGAGAAAGCAUACAAAGCUACAGUUCCAAAUGGAAACGAUAAUGAUUUACAGCCGACCAACAUUGGAGGUGACGAUGUUACGUCUUUAGAGGCCAAAAAAGCAUUUCUCUUUUCGCUUGUUGAUGAAGAUUGGCCACAGCUCAGAAUUCCAAAUGGUUUUCUGGAUUAUGAGAGAGCUAAUUUGGUAGCUAAAUAUCUGACAUCCAAGCGAUCAUUCCUCAAAAGUUUCGAUGUUUAUCUUCAACAGAUCCUAAGAGUUCUUAACGAGACAGCAGUAGCUGUAAGAACGAAGGCGAUGAAAGCUUUAUCGUCAAUAGUUGCUGUGGAUCCAAGUAUCUUAGCAAGGGAAGACAUGCAGAAAGGAGUUCAUGGAAGAUUUAUGGAUCAAUCCACUAGUGUCCGUGAGGCCGCUGUUGAGUUAGUUGGUCGAUUUAUUUUAAAUAAACCAGAGUUGACUCAUCAGUAUUAUGAAAUGAUCAUGGAAAGAAUUUUGGAUACGGGUGUUAGUGUACGAAAGAGGGUGAUAAAGAUUUUGAAGGACAUUUGUAUUGCUCAACCCGACUUUCCUAAAAUAACGGAGAUAUGCGUGAAGAUGAUCCGUAGAAUACGAGAUGCAGAUGGGAUAAAGGAACUUAUAACUAAAGUAUUUCAACAAAUGUGGUUCAUUCCUUUGGAAAAAGGCAAGAUGCAGCAAGAUGAUAUUCUGUUAAAACGCGCAACAAAUAUUGCUGACGUGGUUACAGCAUUUGGAGAAUCUGGAUGCGAAUGGUUACAGGAACUACUUGAAAAUUUAAUAAAGAACGACGAUGAGUCGGAUCAUUUGACAGCUGGGGCGAAGCAAGUUCUUGAAUCAUGUUCACAAAUUGUUGACUGUUUAGUAGACAGGCUGUUAACUAUUGAAGAAAACGUUGUUGAGCAAUCAGGUGGAAAAGCUUCAAAUAGUCGUCGUUUAAUUGGGUGUUUGACAACAUUAUACUUGAUGAGUAAAUUCCAACCGUCAAUGUUAGUUCGUCACGCGGCUACACUACAGCCAUACCUCAGCACAAAAUGCAACACGCAAGGUGAUCAUCUUAUUCUCCAUUAUGUUGCUCGUAUAUUGGAACUAGUGAUUCCUCUUAUAGAACAUCCAGGUGAAGCAUUCUUAGCAAGUAUGGAAGAAGAUCUAAUGAUGUUAAUUCUUAAACAAGGACAGACGGUUGUUCAAAGUUGUAUAGCUUGUCUCGCUGCUAUUGUGAACAAAGUGACACAUAAUCAUAAACUGGUGAAAGAUUGUUUCCAAAGAUAUUUUGCAACUUUAAUCCGCGCAAGGAAUGAAUUAAUUCAGAAUCAAUCAUCGACAAUACUGAAAUCUGACCGUCCAUUGUUGAAAAGAUCUCUGUUUACAUUAGGCCUUCUUUGUAAACAUUUUGAUUCAGAGAAUGACCUGAAGUCUCAGACCAAUCAGGAUUCCAUUUCGCGUCAAGUCUACACCAUUCUCAUUUUCUUUGCCAAAAACAACGAUGAAGAGAUUUCUCAGAAGGCAAUUAUUGGUCUUGGUUUUCUUUUUAUCCGUUACCCUAAGUUUCUCCUGGAAGACGGUGCUCGGGAUUUAUAUCAGAGAAUUUUAUCACCAACGCAUCCGUCCUUAAGAUUGAAACUGCAGGUUUUAAAAAAUGUUCAACAACAUUUGGUUGAAGAAGAGAAUGCAAUGACCGUGCGAGAUUCAAGCUGGAAAGAGAAAGCAAACAAAGAAAAUCUAAAGGAACUUGGGGAUAGUUACUCUGGAACAAUCAGUGAGAUCAUGCAGCUGUAUUUAAAACAAAUGCUGGAAACGUUUUUGCACCCUCAAUCCAUGAUCAGACUGUCAGCUCUCACUGUUGUGGAUAUGAUAUUGAGACAGGGAUUAGUGCAUCCAGUUCAGUGUGUAUCGUACCUUAUUGCUAUUGGUACGGAUAGCGAACAAGGUGUGAGAACAAAAGCAGCACAAAGAUUGGAGGAAAUUGACAGUAAAUAUCCUGGAUUUGUACAGAUGAAAGCAAUUGCGGGAGUUAAAAUGGCCUUUGACUUGCAAAAAAUUCUUCAUAAGGACGAACCGUUUGUAAGAGGUUUUCGCGAAGAAAGCACGAGUCAUCUUAGCCACCUUUACCUCAUCCUUCGUUCAAAUCGUCAACACAGGCGUUCUUUCUUGUUAUCAUUACUGAGAAUGAUUGAUGAUGAAAAAAAAACUGGUCUGAAUGUGUUACUCUUUAUCGUGGAUAGUAUGGCUUAUUUCCCGUUUUCUACAUUAGAAGAGCCGUUAUUUAUCAUACACAAUAUUGAUUCAAGGUUGUCAUUUACUGGAAUGAAUAUACUACAGUCAUUUCAACAGGCCCUCACACCAGUUGCUACAGAGAAUGGUGAAGUAAGUGACGACGUGGAGGAAAAUGCUGAAAAAAUUUUAGAACGAUUACCAACCGAUCUUAAACAACUCGAAGACUGCUGGAAAUUAUGGCAAAACUGCAUGCUCUUGCUUCACUUGCGACAGCAUCUGAAAGAAACGUACAGUUUAAACGACAGCAAGUGUCGGAAAUAUUCACCUUCAGAACCAAGUAAAACAUACGACAAAGGGAUAACGAGAAAGCCCGGUGUUAAAUUUUAUCCUGACCAACCAAUCUCGUGUCUUGAAGCAGGAUGCAUCUUGCCGUCCAGGGAGGAAAUCGUUGAUCAAUAUUUGGAGUUUAAAAUGAUGAUAAUGAAUUUGGACAAAUCAGAAGAUGACAGUGAUCAUGAUUCCACAGGGCGAGACAGUCCACCUGCUGAUGCUAGUGGUGAAAACUGUCAGGAAUCUGGUCAAAACAGAGAAAAACGGCCAGCAAAAAGUCGUAAAACUCCUGGUAGAAAAACGCCAUCGAGCAGCAAAGCGAGACCGAAGCCCAGAUCUAAGAAAAAACGCAAAAAAAUGACGUUCGAUGCCAGUGAUGUUUCCGACAAUGAAUUCACUUCAGAAGAUAUGACAUACGUUCCAAGAUAACUUGUUCAUCGUUUCAAUUUUCAUGAUUCAUAAAGUGUAAAUAUAUCAAAUACUUUAUUUUGUUUUGUUAAUAUUUAUACAUUUAGUUGUACAAAGGCGAUAUUUUAUUGUAAAUACUGUUACGUAUGAUCCAAAUAUGUUCUAUAUAUACCCUGGUGCUGCACUUUUUGAUUUUAACUCGUUGUUUUUAACUUUAUUCAUAAAUUGAUUACAAGGUGCACCGGGAACUAUAUUUUUAUGUGUUAAAACCAAUGUUGAAUUAAAGUUUGAAUAAAAUUUUGAGCAU
Messenger RNA from Dendronephthya gigantea, 6370 nucleotides. Its product is annotated as nipped-B-like protein. NCBI's taxonomy places the organism in Eukaryota, Metazoa, Cnidaria, Anthozoa, Malacalcyonacea, Nephtheidae. Gene Ontology annotation, molecular function: chromatin binding. The transcript is spliced from 48 exons. Gene Ontology annotation, biological process: establishment of protein localization to chromatin; regulation of gene expression; establishment of mitotic sister chromatid cohesion. The coding region runs from base 226 to 6084 and encodes 1952 amino acids. The record is from RefSeq and is a predicted model, not a curated record. Gene Ontology annotation, cellular component: Scc2-Scc4 cohesin loading complex.